Molecule: messenger RNA, 5153 nt
Organism: Xiphophorus hellerii (green swordtail)
Lineage: Eukaryota; Metazoa; Chordata; Actinopteri; Cyprinodontiformes; Poeciliidae
Gene: exoc3l2b
Product: exocyst complex component 3-like 2b
Exons: 15
Coding region: 28-2964 (978 amino acids)
Biological process (GO): exocyst localization; exocytosis
Cellular component (GO): exocyst
Molecular function (GO): SNARE binding
Source: RefSeq, a predicted model, not a curated record
AAGCUCCUGGGACAGGAAAGGGAAGAGAUGACCAUUUCCUGCUGCAGCAAGAAAAUAAAACAAACAGGAAACAAGGAGCAGAGCUCACAGGGAGCAGAACCAGGAGAGGAGGCUUUGGACCGACGGAGCUGCAGAACCAGGAGAACCCAGUGGAAGAAGCUGAAGGAUCUUGAGAAACUCAGCAGGAUCUGGUGUUCUGCGGCGGUUGAGGAAGAAACCGGGUUUGGAUCCUGUAGGAACAUCAAGGGGAACCAGAGAGGAACCAGAACCAGAGAUGUCCUCCACCUGACUGGAUUUCUCUUAGUGAAAAGGUGUUCCCACCCCAGUCCCCCCACCCCCGGUUCCAUCAUGCCUAUCUUCAAGAACCUCCCUGUUCGCCUGAAAGGCGGUGGUCCAAAUCUAGACAACGCCUUGUUCUUCCGCAGGAUGAGUCUCAACAUCACUCCCCACCACAACCCCUUCGAACACGAUGAUGACAAUAUCCAUGGCAACGGCGGCCAUGAAAGCCACUGGUCACCAGGAAGCUCGCUGUUGGACGGCGACAUGCCGAGGGACCGCAACCCAUUUGAAGACGAAGAGGACGAGAACGAGGCCAACGAAGGCAAGAAAGGAAACGGCAGCGGAGGGUCAGUGAAGGGUUCGUUCAAGUUUAAGUCGCCGCUGAAGAGUCUCGGAAAACUCGGGAAGAACCUGAGGAUGUCGGGAAAGAGCAAAGAUGGCAACACGCCGUCCCCACAGGGGUCGCUGCAGGGAACGCCGUCGCCUUCACAGAAGAAGAAGAGAGGCAGGAGGAGCUCAGAGGGCAGUCUGCUCAGAUUCGCAGGAAAAUACCGCGACUCCCUGAGCUCCCGCAAAGAAUCCUUCACCAACGGCGAGCUGAACUGCUCGGAGAGCGACUGCGACUCCAUCAGCCGGCGCCUGACCUUCAUGAAGAUGGUGGGCCUGGGGAAGCUGAAGAGGGAGUCCAUCACCGACCGAAUGUCCCAGGGCCCCGAGGACCAGCCGGUGCAGGAGGAGGAGGUGGUGGAGGAGGUCAAACCCAGAGAGCCUCUGUCAGUCCUGGAGAUCCUGCAGCUGGUGAAGAAGCGCGACCUCUUCCUGGCCGACGCCCACAUCCUGGAGCUGGAGCAGGAGUGCAACGCCGCCGCCGAGCCCGAGGACGCCGCCGGCCCCGCCGUCAAAGAUGGCGGCCGCAGGAAGGCGAAGGACGUGGAGCUGCUGUACGAGGAGCUGCAGAAGGAGCUGUGGGCCGUGGUCAGGGAGUCGCUGCGGGCCCCGACGGCGGGACCCAACCUGGGGCUGGUGGUGCAGGUCCUGCAGCAGGAAGAGGAAGCAGAUAAAACCUGGGCCCUCAGUGAGGCGGCGGCCCCCGGGGGCCCCAGGCCUCGCCGCCUCAAGCAGAGGUGGAGGGAGGCGGUGGAGGAGGCGGCCGACUCCUCGCUGCCCCAGAGGGCAGAGUUCACGGCCGGAGAGCUGGACAAGUACCUGGACCGGCUCCGCGCCAGGGCGGUGGAGGACCUGGGGGCGGCCAAGAGGAACGCUGUCUCCAUCUACCCCGAAGACUUCCAGGCCUUCCAGGUGUAUGUGGAGAGCUACCACCAGGCGGUCGCCAGGCGCCUGAAGGUCAUCACCGACAACCAGCUGGAGAUCACAGACAUCUACUCUCUGCUGGACUGGCUGUACAACAUCUACAACAGAGACGUUCUGGGGACGGUGUGCAUCACCAGUCCGUUUAACCGCUCCCAUCUGAGUCCUCUGCUGCCUGCAGAGACGGUGGACCGACUGGAGCUGGACUGCCUCAACUCUGUCCGGGCGAAGGUGACCACUGAGCUGAGUCAGGUUCUGGAGGACGAGGAGAAACGGUGGAUGGAGACGUUGCAGGUCAAAGAGUACCACAUCACGCUGGCCAAAACCGUCAUCCAGAGGCUGCAGGUAGAUCUGGAGCGGUCGGCGUCCAUCAACAGGAGUCUAGGCUCCCGGGUGGCUCAGUGCAGCCUGAACGGACUGGCAGACUUCCUGUACAGCUUCCAGCGUAAAGUGGAGAUGUUCCACGAAGGAAUGCAGAGCGGCAUGUUUGGAGACGACGACGACGGAUACGUGUCCAAAACCAUCGCCAUGGUCAACUGCUGUCCUCCUUUCCGAGGCUUCGUACAGCGCUGUGCACAGUGUGACCCGUCAGUCAGUGAGGACUCUCUGCGGCGAGCCAACAAGUCUCUGGACCACAUCGUCCAGCAGGGUGUCAGGGUUCUGUCCGAGCGACUCUACCUGCACAUCAGGCUGUUCUUUGAGCGCCUGGUGAAGAGGAAGUGGCUGACCAACGCGGAGCCGUACGAUCAGAUCGAAGCCGCCAUCAAGGAGGAUUUUAAGAAAUAUCGCAGGAUGGAUAAUCCUCCCUAUCAGCUGCUGGUGGCUGAAGUCCACCGGCGGGUGGUGAUGGAGUACCUCCGCUCCGUCAUGAGGGGCCGGAUCAUCUGCACCUCCAUGAAGAUGAGGAAGAGGAUGGCCGGCCGGCUCCGAGACGAAGGGAGGCAGAUCAAAGCGCUCUUCAAAGACCUGGAGUCUCCGUCCAGCUGGUUGGACGGCGCGCUGUCCCACAUCUCAGAGCUCAUCCAGCUGGAGGACGUCCCGUCCAUCCAGAUGGAGGUGGGAGUCCUGGUCAGAGAGUUUCCAGACGUCAGGAAGAAGCACGUGUCGGCCAUCUUGAACAUCCGCGGGAUGACCCGGCAGGCGGAGCGCCAGGAGAUCCUGAACAUUGUCAAAGACAUCGAGAGCGACGGCGGACCGGGCCCGCUGUCCCGGGACCGGGCCCUGUUCGCCGAGGUUCCGGUCACCUCGGAGGUCCACUGCCUGAACGUGGGCCUGAGCCGGAUCGCCCUGACCGCCUCGUCCUGCGUCAGCGCGCUCAGACCGCGCCGCCGUAAAACCAGAACCGCCACGCAGGAGAACCCGGACGAUGCUCUGUAACCGGGCUCAGAACCAGCAGAACUCUCUCACUUUUAUUAUCAACUCCAAUCUGCUGGUCCAGAUGGUCAGAACCGGAUCUGGAGUUAAUGCUGCUUCUGGACCCCGGUCCUGUUCUGGUUCUGACUGAAAUGGAAAUGGACGUUUUGUUUCCCAAAGCCUCCGAGGUUCUGACCCAGACCGGACCAGAUCGGACCUCCUUCAGGAUCAGAACUAACCCGACCCGGUUAACAAUGAAAACCAGAGGCUGGUUCUGGUUUGAACUGGAAACCAGAAUCAUUGCCAGUAGAACCAGUUGGACCCAUUGGUCCUCCUGCAGAACCUCUGAAAAAGAAGCACUUUAUCUGGAACCAGAACCAGGAGAACGGAUCUCUGUGGUACCAGUCCGGCUAAGAUGGACUCAGAAUCUGGAUCGGGUCGGUGUUGGAGAACCCGGUGCCGGACCAGUCAGAUAAAAUCACAGGGGUUUCACCAGAACGGCGGGAUCCAAACAGGAAUUCCUGUUUGGAUCCGGUUCGAUUCAAACAGGAAGUGACGGAGUUUUAGCGCCAGACUAAUAAAAACAUUUAGUUACGACAAUAAAGUUUCUUCAGAUUAUUACAACGUUAAUGUUGUUCGGCUUUAUCCUCAUAAUUUAUGUUUUUUCUUAGCCUGGUCGCAGUAAUCCGUCAUUUUAGAAAACUAUUGAGUAGAUUUUUUUUUUCUCUCAAUUUUAUCUCCUUUAGUUCCGACCCCUGACCUCUGACUCCUGACCCUAACACACAAACAUAAUCGCCAAAAUGUCUUUUAGUCAAAUAUUAAUGAAAAAAAUCAACGAUGCAGCUAACAAGCAGUAGUGGGCACAUUUCCGCUAAUGUGCUAAUAGCGGAGCUAAUUUUUGGCACUUUUGCUAGCUUGGACACAUUUAGCUUCCCCUUAAUCACAUUUUCCAGAUCAAUUCUAAAGAGCUAAUUUUUUGAUUUAGAAACAUUCAGUUGAAUAAUUUCAACAUCUGUGUGGAAGUUUUGGUUAUCAAAUUCUUCAGCAGUUAGGUGAAGAUAUUCAUGCUUUUAUUUUGAAGUCUGUUUACACGAACAAAAUAAAACAUGGAUAUAAAAACAUGUUUUAGAACAAGUAUGUAAAUUAUAAUGUUGGUGUUUGUAGCCUUUCAAGGGAAGAUAUUUGAAUUGAAAUUAGCACUUUGGUAUUAGCUCAUGCUAAGUAAUAUGUUAGCACAGCGCAUUAGCUUCUGCUAAGUACUGUGUUGGUGAAACGAUUCAGCAGAACUGCUGAUUAUUAUUGGAAUCUUACGCUUAGUCCAGCUAGCGUAGUAGUUAGUGGUGCCCAUCACUGGUAGCUAGCCAGCAUUUUAUUUUAGCAUCAAGAACAUUUAGGCUAGCGCUGUUGGACACGAUACAAACAUUUCAGCUUUUAGUCGACGAUUCAUCUCCCUCAGUCAGGUGAAUUUAGAGUCAGAGCGCCACCUGGCACGUUAGCACGAGCUAUUGUUAUGUUAGCAUGAACUACUGUUAUGUUAGCAUGAACUACUGCUACUGCAACAUUAGCAUGCAAUGCUCAUAUUCUUUGACUUUUGUCCCAUUCUCAUUUUGGCUUAGUUUUAAUGACCUUUUGUCCUUUUUCGUGUCUAUAAAACAAAUUUGUCUAAUAAGCGAUUUACAAAUUCACAUCUUAAUCCAGAGGGUUUUAAUAUUAUUUCCAAUUAUUGCUAAUAAAAUGUGAUUAACAUUACAUCCUCUGCUGGCCGCCCGGAGCUUUGUCCCGUUUGGUUGAUGAUCCCAGGAAACCUCCAGAAACUGGAGCGUCGGAGUUUUCCUGAAGCUCACAAGAAAAGAAAAUGAAAAGUUGAAUCUAAUCAAAGGUACUUGAUGUUGAGUUUCUGUAUUUAAAACAUUAAUUCUAGUGUUGAAGCUUCUGGGUGCGACGAUGAGGUUUAUUAUGUGUUUUAUUCUUUCAGCUGUUUGAUUCUUGACUUCUGUUCGAUUUAGAUGCAGAGAAAUGAAAAUAACAUUUUAAAUUUAAACGAUUUAGGAGAUUUUCAUGUUUUUACUGUCGAGCUGAAACCUUUCAGAAAGACUGAGCAGCUUCUAGUUUCAUCAAUAUUUCUGUUCUGAGACUGAAUUCAGAUUAACGGUAAAUUUCUCUGCUGCUAUUACUUAUAAGAUUAACAAGACAAUAAAAUCAGAUUAAAUCAU